AAGGCUACCCUCUGGGGGAGGGAGUUGGGGACCUGGGUCUGCCUGUUGGUAGCACCUACCUACUGUGUGACCUGAAGGUAUGGAUCAUGAGCAGAACCAGGGAGCUAUGCUGCUCCAGCUCCUUCGGCUUCUGUGGCUGCUGCCCCACUCCUGGGCCAUCCCUGCAGCUCCUGCGCCAGUGUGGUGGGACGACCUGCAAAACCACACAUUCCGGCACACCGUGUUCUGCCAGGAUGGGAGUCCCAACGUGGGGCUCACCGAGACCUACGAUGAGGACCUGCUUUUCUCCUUUGACUUUUCCCAGAACACUCGAGUGCCCCGCCUCCCCGAAUUUGCUGAGUGGGCUCGGGAACAGGGAGACGCCUCGGCCAUUGCAUUUGACAAAGAAUUCUGCAAAAUAAUGGUGGAGAAUAUAGGCCCACAACUUGAAGGGAAAAUCCCAGUGUCCAGAGGUUUCCCUGUCGCUGAGGUUUUCACACUGAAGCCCCUGGAGUUUGGCAAACCCAACACGCUGGUCUGCUUUAUCAGUAAUCUCUUCCCGCCCACAUUGACCGUCAACUGGGAGCAUCAUUCCGUCCCUGUGGAAGGAGUUGGGCCCACUUUUGUCUCAGCUAUGGAUGGACUCACCUUCCAGGCCUUUUCUUAUUUAAACUUCACACCAGAACCCUAUGACCUUUUCUCCUGCAUCGUGACUCACGAAAUUGACCGCUAUACAGCAAUUGCCUAUUGGGUGCCCCAGAAUGCCUUGCCUUCAGAUCUCCUGGAGAAUGUGCUGUGUGGUGUAGCCUUUGGCCUGGGUGUGCUGGGCAUCAUCGUGGGCACUGUCCUCAUUAUCUAUUUCCGGAAGCCUUGUUCGGGUGACUGAUUCUUCCUGAUUGGAGUUGGAUGCCAACACCUUCAACCUUUCAAGCAGGGGAUCCUUGGGUUUCUCACACCCUGCCCAAGAUCUCUCCUCAGAACAGAACUCCUGGGACUCCCCCCAGGGGGUGUGUAUGUAGGUUUUUCAGCUGGAAGCUCUGCUGUUCCUGAGUUUGCAUCCAGAGAGCCCAGAGUGGCCUGUCACAGUGAUACACCUUCCAACUUCAGGCAAUAAACCUCAGUUCUUAAUCAGUGUA
This is a messenger RNA of Sciurus carolinensis (gray squirrel), 1115 nucleotides long. RefSeq names its product HLA class II histocompatibility antigen, DM alpha chain. The record is from RefSeq and is a predicted model, not a curated record. The transcript is spliced from 5 exons. Gene Ontology annotation, biological process: peptide antigen assembly with MHC class II protein complex; antigen processing and presentation of exogenous peptide antigen via MHC class II; immunoglobulin production involved in immunoglobulin-mediated immune response. Gene Ontology annotation, cellular component: MHC class II protein complex; membrane. Gene Ontology annotation, molecular function: MHC class II protein complex binding. Lineage: Eukaryota; Metazoa; Chordata; Mammalia; Rodentia; Sciuridae. The coding region runs from base 80 to 865 and encodes 261 amino acids.